AUGAGCUGUGCUAUUUCUUAUUACCUUCUGUUUGUUUUUCCAGGCUGCAGACUCUUGGCUGUGGAACUGACAUCCAGCAACACCAAGCCCGUGGUGCAGGAAUUCCAGAGUGUUGAGCUGUCCUGCAUCAUUAAAUCCACCGUAACACCAGAUCCCAGAAUCGAGUGGAAGAAAAUCCGAGAUGGCGAAACCUCUUACGUAUUUUUUGACAAUAAAAUGCAGGGAGACUUUGCGACUCGUGCAGAAAUUCUGAGCCGGACAUCGCUGGUGAUUAAAAACACCACCCGGAUGGACACUGCCACAUACCGCUGCGAAGUGGCAGCACCUUCUGAUACUAAAACCAUAGAUGAGAUUAAUAUCCAGCUUACAGUCCAAGUGAAACCUAUGACUCCUAGAUGCACUGUGCCUAAAGCUGUACCUGUUGGCAAGACAGCCUCUCUUCACUGCCACGAGAAUGAAGGUUACCCAAAGUCCACUUACAGCUGGUACCGCAACAGUGAACCUUUAUCACCAGACACAAAAUCAAAUGCCAAAUUCCAGAAUUCCUCCUACACCGUGAAUCCCACCACAGGCACUCUGGUUUUCCAUGCCGUGCACAAAGGUGACACAGGCCGUUACUCCUGCAUAGCAACAAACGACGCUGGCUUUGCCAAGUGUGAGGAGCAGGAGAUGGAAGUCUAUGACCUCAAUAUUGGUGGGAUAAUUGGUGGAGUCCUGGUGGUCCUAGCAGUUUUGGUGCUCAUCACUCUUGGUAUCUGCUGCGCCUACAGAAGGGGUUACUUUGCAAAUAGCAAAGAGAGUGGGGAAAGCUACAAGACUCCAGCGAAACCCGAUGGUGUUAACUAUAUCCGGACAGAUGAUGAGGGUGACUUCAGACACAAGUCUUCAUUUGUCAUCUAAGACACCAAAAGAAUAUUGCAAACCAGCAAAAGCAAGUGUGAAAAUACCUCCUCCAGGAACUCAAAGCAAGAGCAAAAGAUGAAUUAAGUGCGCUUGGAAGAGUUUGGAACACACAAGAACUUGAUAGCUAGCUAUCUGUAUAUCUUCUUUUUCUUUGCCAAAGUUUAAAGUAACUCCUCACUGCCCAACUUGCGUCUCCCCUGCCUCCGGAGAUACCAACAGGAUCACCUAAACCUGUCCUUGGACUAAGGAAGCAUUUUAAUACUUCCCAAGAGACUGGGCUGUGGAAGUUUGUGGAAUUGCCUUCUAUUUGUGCUGCAGGGACACAGCCACAAUGUGCAAACCAACCAGGGGAACAGCGUUAGGUAAACGUGUAGUAGACAUUACUAGUACAAAUUACUAGUAGACAAAAAAGGUGCUGAUACGGCAAUAGACGGACUUCAAAGAAUAAGAUUUAUCCAUGCAAGGGGCAGCCUUCCUCUCAGCAGCUUGUUGCCCAGGCCUGGCUGGUGACUU
Messenger RNA from Nipponia nippon (crested ibis), 1416 nucleotides. Lineage: Eukaryota; Metazoa; Chordata; Aves; Pelecaniformes; Threskiornithidae. The record is from RefSeq and is a predicted model, not a curated record.